Molecule: messenger RNA, 2524 nt
Organism: Melanotaenia boesemani (Boeseman's rainbowfish)
Lineage: Eukaryota; Metazoa; Chordata; Actinopteri; Atheriniformes; Melanotaeniidae
Product: F-box/LRR-repeat protein 14-like
Exons: 1
Coding region: 561-1772 (403 amino acids)
Biological process (GO): SCF-dependent proteasomal ubiquitin-dependent protein catabolic process
Cellular component (GO): SCF ubiquitin ligase complex
Molecular function (GO): protein binding
Source: RefSeq, a predicted model, not a curated record
UUAACUAGCAGUAUUCAUUGUAGGGAACCGGGAUGCUCGGAAGCUACUCGAAAUGCCACAGAAGCUUAAGGAACUAUCUUCAUAUGGAAAAACAGCUCGAAAUAUAAAGGGGACUACGAACUAAACCGCUUCGCCUAAACUUGAGAUGGCUUUGAAUAAGAAAUAAGUUGUUCUGGACAAGGAGGCUGUGCGGCUUUGAAGGUCUCAACUUUAGACAGCUAGCUGACGCUUGCCGCUGUUAGCCUAGCUUGUUAGGUAAAUAUUCCGACUUGAGUUUCAUGAACUGCGUCCACCUUGACAGCAUAUAAACUGCGCUGUCAGCUGUCAUUUUGUCACUUUUUUAUUUAAUUAAAUAGUACCUUUUGUUCCAAGGAGAUGGGUGGAUUUCUGUUACUUUACUCAAUAAGCUAACCUGCUACACUUAUUUGUACGCAUGCUAGCUGACAUUGGCUAACGCCGGGCCAGACAGCAACUUCAACCGCAGAGUUUUGUGGAAGCUAACACGACAGUAUUGUCGCUCAUAAGAAAACUCUGCUGUUUAACGGAGUCGACCCAUAGUCAUGUUUGAAAUGGAAACACAUAUUUCGUGCCUUUUCCCGGAAAUAUUGGCCAUUAUUUUCAGUUACUUGGAUGUGAAAGACAAAGGAAGGGUAGCCCAAGUGUGCGCGGCCUGGAGAGACGCGUCCUACCACAAGUCGGUGUGGAGGGGGGUGGAAGCCAAGCUCCAUCUGCGACGAGCUAACCCGUCUCUGUUCCCCAGUCUGCAGACUAGGGGGAUCAAGAAAGUCCAGAUUCUCAGCCUGAGGCGAAGUCUGAGUUAUGUGAUUCAGGGAAUGCCGCACAUCGAAAGUCUUAACCUGUGUGGAUGUUUCAACCUCACAGACAGCGGUCUCGGACAUGCCUUUGUGCAGGACAUACCAUCUCUGCGAGUGCUGAACCUCAGCCUGUGUAAACAGAUAACUGAUUCCAGCCUCGGAAGAAUCGCCCAGUACCUCAAAAACCUGGAGGUGCUUGAACUUGGGGGAUGCAGUAACAUCACAAACACGGGCCUGUUGCUCAUUGCCUGGGGCUUGCACAGACUAAAGAGCCUUAACUUGCGUAGCUGCCGUCACGUGUCCGACGUGGGCAUCGGACACCUGUCAGGAAUGACCCGCAGUACUGCAGAGGGAAGUCUGUCUCUGGAGAAGUUAACCUUGCAGGACUGUCAGAAGUUGACUGACCUUUCUCUAAAACAUGUCUCAAAGGGCCUAAACAAGCUCAAAGUGCUCAACCUCAGCUUCUGUGGGGGGAUAUCUGAUGCAGGAAUGAUCCACCUGUCACAUAUGACCCACCUUUGCAACCUAAACUUGCGGUCCUGUGAUAACAUCAGUGAUACUGGGAUAAUGCAUCUGGCAAUGGGCUCCCUCCGGCUGAUGGGGCUUGAUGUCUCCUUCUGUGACAAGAUUGGAGACCAGAGCCUGGCAUACAUUGCCCAGGGGUUGUAUCAGCUCAAGUCCCUCUCUCUGUGCUCCUGCCAUAUCAGUGAUGAUGGUAUCAACAGGAUGGUUCGCCAGAUGCAUGAACUUAAAACUCUAAACAUUGGACAGUGUGUGCGAAUCACAGACAAAGGUUUGGAGUUGAUAGCUGACCACUUGACGCAGCUGACAGGGAUUGAUCUGUACGGUUGUACGAAGAUCACUAAGAGGGGUCUGGAGAGGAUCACACAGCUCCCGUGCCUUAAAGUAUUGAACUUGGGACUGUGGCAGAUGACAGAGAGUGAGAGAGUGAGGUGACCCUUGGCGUGGAUACAUUUCAUCAUGUAAAGUGCUCAGAGGAACUGUCUAUCCAUUCUUUAUUUUGCCUUCAUUACUGUGACUAAGAACAUGAGGGACUCACUGGAAUAUUUCUCACUUCUGCUGCAAUAUUUCAUUCUUAUUCUGGCUUUGUACUUUUUUUUUAAAAAAAAACUUACCAUGUACAGUUCUUCCUGUUUAGCUACCUCACUCAUCCAACACAGGAGUGCCUACAGUCACUGAAUACUAGAUUAAAUUGUAUAUUUUUAACUCAAGAACCAGUUGAGUUUUUUGCAUUUAAGAAAAUCUUCAUUGCAUAACAACAGCUCAGCAUUUUAAUUCAUAACAAAGGCAGGAUUUUCUUGGAUUUAAGUUUAGAUUUUUUUUUCUGUGAAUAUUUUUCCACUUGUAUAACCAAUAUUUGUAUUCAAUUACUAUUGCUGACAAAAGUUUACUUCAAAUUGAAGUUGGUGGAUCACUCCUGUCUUUGUUUACCUAUGUAUAGUUGGCUAUGCUUUAUAUUCCAGAAGAAAUAAUUUAUAUCUCAGUUUUUACUCUCGUCUAAAGGUUCAUCAGCAGUGCUACAGUAAGGUGUAGCAGUUAACAGCUAAAGAAGCUAUAUUAUGCAAUAUUCAGUUUUUUUUUUCAUGUGAAGAGCUUCCAGCAAUAGUGCCAGAGUAUUUGUCUAAACAAAGCAGUAAUAUGUUUUAUAUUAGUAGUGAUAUUUAUUAAUAAAGAUACUAAAUAUGUUA